Messenger RNA from Drosophila simulans, 2169 nucleotides. It is a transcript of the gene gny, whose product is annotated as probable dolichyl pyrophosphate Man9GlcNAc2 alpha-1,3-glucosyltransferase. Gene Ontology annotation, cellular component: endoplasmic reticulum membrane. Gene Ontology annotation, molecular function: dolichyl pyrophosphate Man9GlcNAc2 alpha-1,3-glucosyltransferase activity. Gene Ontology annotation, biological process: protein N-linked glycosylation. The coding region runs from base 65 to 1492 and encodes 475 amino acids. NCBI's taxonomy places the organism in Eukaryota, Metazoa, Arthropoda, Insecta, Diptera, Drosophilidae. The record is from RefSeq and is a predicted model, not a curated record. The transcript has 4 exons.
CAAGUUAUCGAUAAUUCUACACAGCUGAGCUACCAUCGCUGAAAAAUGUUGGCAAAACAAAAAGAUGAGAUCCGAAAUUUUGGCAAGCGCCUUUUUGGGCCUGGCGGUUAGGUCGAUUAUCUCGCUGUACUCCUACUCCGGUUUCGAUUCCCCGCCGAUGCAUGGCGACUACGAGGCCCAGCGCCACUGGCAAGAGAUCACGGUCAACCUGGCAGUGGGCGAAUGGUACACAAACAGCUCCAACAACGAUCUUCAGUACUGGGGCCUGGAUUAUCCGCCUCUGACGGCCUACCACAGCUAUUUGGUGGGUCGCAUAGGUGCAUCCAUUGACCCCCGCUUCGUCGAGCUGCACAAUAGCAGGGGAUUCGAGUCGAAGGAGCACAAACGCUUCAUGCGCGCAACAGUUGUGUCUGCUGACGUGCUCAUCUAUUUGCCGGCAAUAUUGUUGCUGGCCUAUUCCCUAGAUAAAACCUUUCCAAGCGAUGAUAAAUUGUUUCUAUUCACGCUGGUGGCCGCGUAUCCGGGACAAACACUCAUCGACAAUGGACACUUUCAGUAUAAUAAUAUAUCACUGGGCUUUGCCGCCGUGGCAAUUGCCGCAAUCUUGCGAAGAAGAUUCUACGCGGCUGCAUUUUUCUUCACUUUAGCCCUCAACUAUAAGCAAAUGGAGCUGUAUCACAGCCUGCCAUUCUUUGCGUUUCUUCUGGGAGAAUGUGUUAGCCAAAAAAGCUUUGGUUCUUUUGUCGCUCAACUCUCACGGAUAGCAGCUGUUGUCCUAACCACAUUUGCUAUUUUAUGGCUCCCCUGGUUGGGAUCUCUGCAGGCCGCACUUCAAGUACUCCAUCGCCUGUUUCCUGUCGCCCGAGGAGUUUUCGAGGACAAGGUGGCCAAUGUUUGGUGUGCCGUCAACGUAGUUUGGAAAUUAAAGAAGCAUAUCAGCAAUGACCAAAUGGCCCUUGUGUGCAUUGCAUGCACGUUAAUUGCAUCUUUGCCAACAAAUGUACUACUCUUUCGAAGGCGAACUAAUGUCGGAUUUCUACUAGCGCUCUUCAACACGAGCCUGGCUUUCUUCUUGUUUUCAUUUCAAGUGCACGAGAAGACCAUUUUGCUGGCUGCUUUACCAGCGCUUUUCCUACUUAAGUGCUGGCCCAACGAAAUGAUUUUAUUUCUGGAAGUUACCGUGUUCAGCAUGUUGCCUCUUCUAGCAAGAGAUGAAUUGCUGGUGCCCGCCGUAGUGGCCACUGUGGCUUUUCAUUUGAUAUUCAAAUGUUUUGAUUCAAAGUCGAAGCUCAGCAACGAAUAUCCACUGAAGUACAUUGCACCUAUAUCGCACAUUCUGAUGAUCAGUAUUGUGCUUGCUUCUCUGACCGUUCCGGCACCUACAAAGUAUCCUGAUCUAUGGCCUCUUAUUAUUUCGGUUACCAGCUGUGGACACUUCUUGUUGUUCUUCCUGUGGGGAAAUGUUCAACAAUUUAGCAGCAAGUUAAGUUAGUUUCUAAGAUAAGCAUUCCAUUACAAUAUCUACAACAUAAGCCAAAGAAAUGUUUAUAAGACCUUUAUCGAGUUUUGUUUUAUUUUGUGCCAAUUAUGUUUCAUUUAAGCAGUUAAUUCAAGGUGAAAUAAUGAGGUAUUUGGGUAUAAAUGGACUUAGUCACUUCCAAUACUCGUAUAGCGCUUCUCUCGUCGUAUCUUAUCAUGGAUUUAAUCAGCCUACAGUGCCUACACUAUGCACAAAAGGUGCUAGUGUCGAUAAAAAUUAAAAUAAUUCAGAAUUAAUAUUGUAAAAAGAUUCACUAGCUUAAAAUAUGUGAAUUUUGGUUUUAAUGUUAUUGAAUUUAAUUUUUAACGCAUUGCGAAAGUCGAUCGAAUGACCCACAAAAGCGACUCUUUUGUUGGAUAGUGUUAUCAAUGCUUUGUAAGAGAUAAGAUAAAAACUCGUGAAAUAUUAGGUGAAUAAUAUGUGGGGUUUUGUCCACUUGUUAGUCAUGAACAUUUAAUCGAUCGGUGAACACGCCUUAAGUUCAAUUUUAGUUUGCAAAAGAAGUUGUAGAACAAUGAAUUUAAUAAAAUCAGCUACAUUAGCUGCAGCGAUUUUUUGUAUCGUUUUAAGCCAAGUUUCUGGCCAGACAAAAGAUGAAACCACAACAAUCAAGCCAGAAACGCCAAAGG